CGGAAGUAGCCGGCUGGUGCCAGCGCCCCGUGUACCCCCUCCCGGGCAGAUCACGCCCCAGGACCAGCUGUGCCGGCCCAGGCCUUAGGUAACCCGGGUCCGGGACGGCCUCGCCCGCACAGUCAAUCUGCAGCGGCCGCUGUACAGUCGCGCUGUCCCUCCUGGCAGCGCCUGGCUCAUGCUCUCCGCCAUCAGGAGAUCCUGUCAGCUUCUCCGCAGCCCCGUUCCCCCCGCGAGAAUGGGCGACUCCGCCUCCCGAAUCGUCAGCCCAGACCAGGCUCUGCCGGGCCGGAAAGAGCAGAUUCCCGUGGCGGCCAAACAUCAUGUCAAUGGCAACAGAACAGUUGAACCUUUCCCAGAGGGAACACAGAUGGCUGUAUUUGGAAUGGGCUGUUUCUGGGGAGCUGAAAGGAAGUUCUGGACCCUGAAUGGAGUAUAUUCAACACAAGUUGGUUUUGCUGGAGGCUACACUUCCAACCCUACUUACAAGGAGGUCUGCUCAGGAAGGACUGGCCAUACAGAAGUUGUCCGAGUCGUGUACGAGCCAGAACGUAUUGGCUUCGAGGAACUACUCAAGGUCUUCUGGGAGAAUCAUGACCCGACCCAAGGCAUGCGCCAAGGCAAUGACCAUGGCUCCCAGUACCGCUCAGCCAUCUAUCCAACCUCUUCCCAGCACAUGGAGGCUGCUUUGAGGUCCAAGAACAACUAUCAAAAGGUCCUUUCAGAACAUGGCUAUGGUCCGAUCACCACCGAUAUUCGGGAGGGACAAACUUUCUACUAUGCAGAGGACUACCACCAGCAAUACCUGAGCAAGAACCCUGAUGGGUACUGUGGACUAGGGGGUACUGGGGUGGCCUGCCCAAUGGGAAUAAAAUAGUAACGUCUCCCUGUGCUGUCAGUCCUUAUGAGGGUCACUGCCCAAACUGCCUUCCACAAAUCAGCAGGGUUUGUUUUUUGUGAUUCAUGGAGUGACCUCAGGGAAUGCACAGAGAAAUGUGGUUUGAGAGGUGUCAUUUACAUAAAGUGUAAUGACAUGUGAUUGAUCUUCUAAUCAGUUGCCAGGGAAUUGUGCUGUGAAACUUGUGAAGACUUUGGGACACAAAUGACACGAAUGAAGAGGCUAUGCUCACUUUUCUUGUGUCUGGAAGAUCAGGCACAGAGGUGGGAGUUUGUGGGGCUGGAUGGGGGUAUUGGAAAGUCCUCACCUGUGUCUGCCCCCUCCUUCUUGCCGGCUCCUGCCCUCCAGUGCCUUACCACUUGCAAUCACCUCCAUGAAUUCUGUGAUGAAAUCCUGUGCUUUGCAGAUCCCUUGCCUGAAAAAGAGGUGGCUUUAUUCUCUUGAGCCCUAUGUACGGCAGAGAAAACCAUUGUUCACUUGAUGACUUCUAAUAUGGCACUUGCAGCUCUGAGACAUGCACGUCCUAAUAAAAAUUGCCAAUCUGA
Erinaceus europaeus (western European hedgehog) is the source of this 1443-nucleotide messenger RNA. RefSeq names its product methionine sulfoxide reductase A (gene MSRA). Gene Ontology annotation, biological process: cellular response to oxidative stress. Gene Ontology annotation, molecular function: peptide-methionine (S)-S-oxide reductase activity. NCBI's taxonomy places the organism in Eukaryota, Metazoa, Chordata, Mammalia, Eulipotyphla, Erinaceidae. The record is from RefSeq and is a predicted model, not a curated record. Gene Ontology annotation, cellular component: cytoplasm. The coding region runs from base 179 to 877 and encodes 232 amino acids. The transcript has 6 exons.